Anopheles nili is the source of this 1168-nucleotide messenger RNA. RefSeq names its product thioredoxin-related transmembrane protein 2 homolog. The coding region runs from base 1 to 825 and encodes 274 amino acids. Gene Ontology annotation, molecular function: disulfide oxidoreductase activity. The transcript has a single exon. Gene Ontology annotation, cellular component: membrane-bounded organelle. The record is from RefSeq and is a predicted model, not a curated record. NCBI's taxonomy places the organism in Eukaryota, Metazoa, Arthropoda, Insecta, Diptera, Culicidae.
AUGUCGUUUAAGCAAGAUCUCGUGUUACUCCUAAAACCCUACUAUUGGGUUAAUAUUCUCAUGAGCAUUUCGUACAUCGUUGCGAAGAGAGCACCGUUCAUAUGCAACUAUUUAUGGACAUACUUAUUUCAACAAGAAGAUCAGUGCGAACUCGAUGGGCGCGAAACGGAAAUUCUAUUCUUCCUGCUAAUUGUGGUUAUGAUCCGGACGAGAAAAACGGGCAGCGUGACGAUGAUCAACUAUCUCACUUCCAGCUUCAUGUACACCAAGAUAGCAAACUUGGGUCUAUGGUUCUACAACGAUAUACGCCUGGGGAUGAUCUACUUCGUAUUUUUCAUCCUAGUUGCCCUACUCUUGCCAGAACCAACGUACACCGGCCCUGAAAAUGUGUUAUAUUUCCGCACUGAGAAUGGAUUAGAUGAAGAGUUGGAAAAGGAUAAACGGAUUACGUGGUUGGUAACUUUCUACACUGUGUGGAAUCCUGCGUGCGUCAAUUUCGCCCCAAUCUUUUCGGAGCUAUCGAAUGAAUAUUCCUUAAACAAUCUUAAAUUCGGCAAACUCGAUGUGGGGCGAUUUCCUAAGCUAGGUCAAAAAUAUCAUAUCUCGGAUAGUUCCUUCAGCCGGCAGCUGCCUACUGUUAUUUUAUUCCGCCAAGGAAAAGAAGUUGCCCGUCGCCCAUAUGCGGACAGCAAGGGUAAACUGGUGAAGUUUUUCUUUUCUGCCGAUAACGUAAAAGCUGCAUUCGAUUUAAACAACCUAUACAAGGAAUGCAAAGAUAAUCCCAUCAAGGCAAUCAAAUCGAUCGCGGAAAAGAAGAAGGAUUAAAACGCUAAGCUUGCUAUUACAUUUAUACCGCAGUGACAUUUAGUAGCAUUUUCUAAGGAUGAGCAACGUUAGAGCUCUGAAAACAAUAUCUUAUCACCUUAUCAAGUCUACUUUUGAUUGAGGUUGACCAUUAUGGAGUAGUGCCGCCGCCAUUUAUCCGUCGAUUAGAUUAAACGUUUGUCAGAAACCGUAAAUUAAAAUUUUCUUAUAGCUUUAGUUACUCUCAUGUUUCUAUUUAUAAUUUGAUGUCGAGCGCACAUUUAAUUGCACAUGUUUUUAUUGUUUAAGUGUAGCAAUCGUUAGCAAGAUUGUUAGUAAAAUGCGAGUAGUCAAAUAAAACCGA